This is a messenger RNA of Fomitiporia mediterranea MF3/22, 1408 nucleotides long. Its product is annotated as cwf21-domain-containing protein. The transcript has 3 exons. Bases 33 to 1289 code for a protein of 418 amino acids. The record is from RefSeq and is a predicted model, not a curated record. NCBI's taxonomy places the organism in Eukaryota, Fungi, Basidiomycota, Agaricomycetes, Hymenochaetales, Hymenochaetaceae.
GACCUCUCAAAAACACAUCAAUUAAAGACAAAAUGUACAACGGGAUCGGACUCACGACCCCGCGUGGCAGCGGUACCAAUGGGUAUGUCAUGCGCAAUAUGGCCACCAUGCGACGGUACGAGACUGCGGAAGAACGUGCGGCUGCUUGGGACAUUGCUCCUCCGAAGCAUCGUGAGCCAGACGAAGGAAUCCUUGAGCACGAACGAAAGCGACAGGUCGAGGUCAAGUGCUUGGAGCUGAGGCUUCAGUUGGAGGACAAAGAGGUUGAUGAGGAAAAAAUUGAGGAAGAAGUCGACGCUCUUCGUCAAAAGCUGCUUGCUAACCUCGCUAGCAGCGCGGUCACAAAUGUCAAGGCACUCAAAGCAUCUGAUACACAUGGGCUUGCUGCGGCUAAGAAAACAGAACUCGAUAAAAUGGCUCGCGCUCUGGGCACACGACAGGACUACUCAGAAGGCGAUGCCUUUGACAGGGAAAAGCAGGAAGAAAACCGUAUGAAACGUUUGGUGGAGCGCGAGGAGCGUGAGCGUCGUCGAGAAGAAGAACGUGCGCGUUAUGAGGCACAAAAGGAAAAAUGGGAUGCAGAGCGAAAGGAGCGGGAUCGCAUUCGUCGUCGAGAGGAAGACAGGAUGAGAAAGAUGCGGGAGAUGGAGCGAGAGCGUGAAUUCCGUGAUCGUGAACGCAACAGGGAUGUACGUGACAGAGACAGGGAACGUAUGCCUCCACCUCCGGGCCCGCCACGCGGAGGUGGAAGAGACUCGUAUCGUCGUUCAAGCCGAAGUCGAAGCCCUCCUCGCCGCGAUCCUCCCGCGCGCGAACGGGAUGGGUAUGGUUCACGCCGUUCUCCACCACCACACCGACAAUCUUUCUCGCGUUCUCCACCGCCGGCGCGCCGUGGACGACCCUCGUCUCGUUCUGUCUCUCCGCCAGUCCGUCGUGGACGUGCAGCAUCUCAUUCGAUAUCGCCGGAUCGCUCGGCAUCCCCACCUCGUCGUCCAGUUCGACGCGGACGCUCGGACGGCCGAAGCCCUCGCCGUAGUCUCAGCCGCAGCUCAAGUCGGAGCCCGCCUCCCCGCCGUUCCCGUGGACGCGGGCGCUCAAAGUCAAGAACGGAGUCGCCAGUGUCGAGAUCCCCGUCACGUUCUCAUGACCCUCCUAGUCCUCGAGGCCGCAAGCGUGCAGCGAGUGUGAGCUUAUCGCGUUCGCCACCACCACCUCCGCAGAGACGUGCGCGGAGCCGCAGCAGGUCGUCUGAUUCCUCUAUGUCUGUCAGUUCGAAUGAUUCAGGCUGAAGGGAAACGCGAAAAUCUUGCAUUGAACGAAAUGUUCUUUACUAUGUGUAUGCUUACGCUUCUUUGUAUUAUGAACAUUGAAGAAUAUGCAGUCGAUAAUAAUGCAAUGCAAAAGGUGC